Suillus paluster is the source of this 951-nucleotide messenger RNA. RefSeq lists its product as uncharacterized. The transcript has 3 exons. NCBI's taxonomy places the organism in Eukaryota, Fungi, Basidiomycota, Agaricomycetes, Boletales, Suillaceae. The record is from RefSeq and is a predicted model, not a curated record. The coding region runs from base 1 to 951 and encodes 316 amino acids.
AUGGACCUCCCUUACCAAGAGCCAGGACAGAUCCUAGAUGCCUUAGGUGAAAGCAUGGUGAUGCAGGUGGGAUUCAGCAUACCUCCCAUGAACUAUGGCCAUCCAGGACUAGUGCCACAGGGAGGGCCAGGAUCAACAUCAGCACUUCCAGACUCAAAGGCAGGAGACACUGGCAAAUUGUCGAAGACUAUGGUUCUCUUGCUGAUCAAAGGGCUCAACCGGCAUGUUGCAGAGCUGGAGAAUUUAGAUGGAGUACAUCAGCAGCAGGUAGCACAUAUGAUAGCUCACCAGAGUCACUGCUGCGAGGCUGGCAAUCAACAGAUGUGCGAGCACUUCGAGAAACACCUCAGGGACUUGGACGGGUCUGUCCUGCACCAUAUUGCAGUGGUCAUGAAAAGCUUCGAGAGACCGCCAGCAAUGAGAGACGUAGAUGGUGCCAAUGAAGAAAGCUCAGAUGACAGUGAAGGGGAGGUGGAUCGUGUUGGGGCAAGUCUCGAGGCAUACUCUGAUAGAGCAUUACUGGUUAAGCACCUACCCGUGAGCUGGCCAAAGGAUGAUGAAGCGUGGCCAACCGACAGUGUGACUAGCACAAAAUCAGUCCGUUUUUGGUGGGGAGAGAGUCAUACGCACUCAGAUAACCAUGAAGGUCUCUGCAAGAUCUGGACCUACAUCCGUGAGAAAGGUGCCCUCUUCAGUCUGUCUGCUGAAAAGGCCUUGAAGGUAAUCAGCGAAGAGCAUCUCCGUGAGCGAGUGAUCGAGAAGUACCACAGCUUUUGCGAUAACUUGCACUGUGAUCGUCGUUCAUCAGGCAUCAGUGUUGUCGUUGUCGUUAUCAGUGUGGAUGGAGAGAAAGUUGGACUUAGUGAUUUUCAAUACUUGCAUGAUAUCUUAUCAAUUGCGAUGUGUUUCUGCAUGUGGGCUAGUAUCAAGAUUCCUCUGUGUGGCAAUUGA